Molecule: messenger RNA, 4841 nt
Organism: Cephus cinctus (wheat stem sawfly)
Lineage: Eukaryota; Metazoa; Arthropoda; Insecta; Hymenoptera; Cephidae
Gene: l(3)mbt
Product: lethal(3)malignant brain tumor-like protein 3
Exons: 16
Coding region: 671-4396 (1241 amino acids)
Biological process (GO): regulation of DNA-templated transcription
Cellular component (GO): nucleus
Molecular function (GO): protein binding; zinc ion binding
Source: RefSeq, a predicted model, not a curated record
UCCGACAACCAAUCACAGUAAUUUCUGUCGCGCCGUCGCUACCACAAUCCGGACCUAUGAGGACUGAGCUGUAGCGUGCAGACAGCAAGACUCGAAUGCUCUAAAGGCAUAGGCGAAUUUUUGUUCUAAACUCGUUAUUAUUGUUGUGCUCCGGGUGUCAAUUGUCGGCCGGCAAUUGGCCAAGGGACGAUUUAUUUAGUUGUGUUCUGCAGGGUUUCUUUCGGAGUGAAAAAUUUGGGUUUUACCAGUGAAAACUCUGAGUGCGGACGGUGCUGUCGAGUGGUUCGUGAUGCGCGACGAACAAUUUGCAAAAGCGUUUGAACGAAGACACCUUAAAUUUGCGUUCCUUACUUGCAUUGAGUUUUCAAUUGAACGUCGAUUUUUUGUUAUUCAGAACAAGUUUUCGCAGAGUCUUAUUGUUUCUAUGUGCCAAAUGCAAUAACGUAAUCGUUAGCUACUCGAUUAUCGGUUGGCGCGCCUUUUAAAUCCUAGUUAGCUAUUGCCAUUAACGCUCUGCUUUGAAGUAAUUGGCUUUACUCAUGUUCUACUGGUCAAUUUAGUGGAUAAUUAUUAUCGUGGAAAAUUGAGACAUUGAAUUGUCGUCACUCUGUUUUAUGGAGUUUUUACAUUAAUUUGAUUUAAUCGACGUGAUUUAUAUAUUAAAUAUAGAAUGGAUGAUGAAAUAGUGGUGGAUGAUAUGGAAGAGAAUAGUAAUAAUGCAGAGACAUCACAGUCUGAAGAUCCAACUACGCAUGUUAUGCCUUUGCUAUACAUACAGCAAGGUAAACUGCGUUCUGGUCAAUCAUCAACCAAUAAUCAAACUAUUGUUUCACCAGCUACUACACAACUUGCCGCCAUAAUCAAUCCAGUUAAUAAUCAGAUUGUUACAGGACAAAACAAAGUGUUUAUACAAAGUCCUGGGCAGGUAACUACGUCACAGAGUAAGCAACAACACAUUGUCAUUCAUCGUCCAAUUAGUAGCGGGAAUACGACGGCAACCACGCAGGGCCAGAAGCACAUACUCCUACGAAAGUCGAACACCUCGACAGCUCAGAUUGUGCCACUUAAUACAUCCCAAGGAACUCAAGCUCACGCUCAGGCAGGAAAACACACCUUCGCCUAUCUUGGUACUCUUAUCAAGCCGAAUAAGUCCCGAGAAUCUGUUGUCAUACCUGCAGGUGCAUUGUCUACCACACAAAUUACUAAACCGAAACUUGUGAUCACACCUGUGAUAUCGCAAUUGGCGCAGACGUCGACGAGUACAACUUCGGGCUCUCAGAGUCAACCGGGUAAACACAUGGCAAAUUUGUUACUACCCGUCAGUAUUCCGCAACAGAGCGGUCCUACGAAACAAGGAAUGUUCAAUCUUAAGAUCAAUAAUGGUCAGAUCAGUACAGACAGUAAAGGAACUAUAACGGUCUUGCGAGAAUCAAAAACAACGAAUUCCACGACUCAUCCGCCGCCACUGCAUCCUAUCACCAAAAUGAGUUUACUUACCGCCAGCAAGGGUGGCAACAAUUCUUCGGAUAGUAUAAAGAUAACAGAAAAUCCUGACUCAGCUGUUAUUACACCAAUUCCAAAAAAAGACGACGGAGGAAAUCCGCCUGAAAAACGAAAGAAAACUAUAAGCAAUAUACUGCGAGGUUCCAGUGAAAAGCGUAUAAAAAAACAGAGUAUACCGAAAUCAUCACAGGAAGGUAUUGUCGACGUCAGUUACGCACUGAGCAGUCCUGAAUCUGAACAGGACAAGGAUAAGAAAUCGCAGAAUGACGACGACAUCACGUUGAUAAAGGUGAUACAGAGCGAGGAUAAAUCGUCAAAAUUAAACUCAUCGAUGGACGAUGAAAUAAAGAUUGAGAUUAUUAAGACAGCAACGUCCAGCGGGGUCGAAAUGAUAUCUGAGAGCAAUGGUGAAGCCAAAGUUAAUACACGUGACGAGUCCAAGGAGCACAUGAAUACGACGCAUCAAAACGAUCCGAAUUUCGAUGCCACCAAAGUUUUGGAUUGGAAGGAUGGCGUGGGAACUUUACCUGGCAGUACUUUGAAGUUUUGCAUGAACGAGUUUGGUUUGAUGGAAGUUGUGGAUGAGGAUGACAAUAAUAAGCAAGAUAAAGAUUCCAAUAUUGGCGAUAAAGAGAAUGUAUGUUUAACUCAGAAUACUUCGAAGUCAAGUCCUGCCACUGUCAGUACUGAGAAAAAAUCCGAAGAUAGAAAAACCCGGGCUGUUUCGGCCGACACAAUUUAUUGCUGUGAGAGUUGCGGCUGCUACGGCUUGGCUGCGGAAUUCGAGAGUCUUAUUUCGUGCAGUCCAUCCUGUACCGAGAUAAUAGAAGCCAAGAAAUUGCAGAUGAUGCGCAAGGAAAAGGAUCUCAAAGAUUUGCGUGCCAAACGAAAACGUAAGAGAUUGCUGCAGGAGCAGCAGCAGUCUAAAGACGUGGAAGAGAAGCCAGAGGAAAAAUCUUCCGAGAAACCGAAAUCCGAAACUGACGAAGACACUAAAGAUAUGUCGAUAACAGGAAUCGAAGAUGAGAGUCAAGGAGAAUCCUCGGAGUCCAAGUAUCCAUGGCAAACAGGGAAACUAGGUUUUUCCUGGGCAAAAUACUUGGAGCACACAAAAGCAAAAGCAGCACCUGUCAAGUUGUUCAAGAACGCAUUCCCCUAUAGUAAAAACCAGUUUAAGGUUGGCAUGAAACUAGAAGGUAUAGAUCCGGAGCAUCCAUCACGAUACUGCGUCUUUACUGUGGUGGAAGUUAUGGGAUACCGGAUACGUCUCCACUUUGAUGGUUAUCCGGAAAAUAACGAUUUCUGGGUAAACGCAGAUAGCAUGGAUAUCUUCCCCGUCGGUUGGUCAGAAAAGAAUGGCCAUCGUUUAGAUCCACCACGGGGAUACGUAGCGAAUAAUUUCAAUUGGAAUGCAUAUCUGAAAAUAUGUAAGGCCACAGCAGCACCGAAGAUAAUUUUUGCAAAUAAGAACGUCACGACGGCACUCUUCCCAACUGGUUUCCGGGUUGGAAUGAAAUUAGAAGCUGUAGAUAGGAAACACUCAUCUCUGGUGUGUGUCGCUAGUAUAGCUGGAUUAAUGGACUCGCGUAUUUUGGUUCAUUUCGAUUCCUGGGACGAGGUAUAUGAUUAUUGGGCAGAUGCAAGUUCGCCGUAUAUUCAUCCAGUAGGGUGGUGUCUUCAUCAUGGUCAUAGCUUAACGCCUCCAAACGAUUAUAAAGAUCCCAAGUCGUUUACCUGGGAGACCUAUCUUAAGGAGACCGAUUCGAGUGCUGCCCCCGCGCGAGCAUUCAAGCAGAGGCCACCAUGCGGUUUUAAACGAGGCAUGAAACUUGAAGCCGUUGACAAACGAGUUCCUCAGCUUAUCAGAGUAGCAACUGUGGAAGAUGUUAAAGACCACAUGAUUAAAAUACGAUUUGACGGUUGGCCAGAGAAUCACGCCUAUUGGGUCGAUGACGAUUCCUUGGAUAUCUAUCCCAUGGGAUGGUGCCUCAAGACUGGGCAUCCAUUAGAACCGCCAUUAACGGCUGAACAGUUAAAUGAACGACCUGAGUGUGGAACACCUGGAUGUCGGGGUAUAGGUCACAUAAAAGGCCCAAAAUUCGCGACACACAAUUCUCCAUCAGGUUGUCCCUAUUCGCCACAAAAUCUUCAUAAAGUCAGAGCGAUACCGGAUAGACUGAAUGUCAAGCACGAGGCGUGCGAGUUCGACGACGAUUUAUUGGAAAGGUCAAGGACGGAGAGAAUAAAAGCUGAGAAGUCGGACAGAUGUGAGAAGCCAUUACCAACAGAAGAAAAGCCAAUAAAAACGGAGAAGGAUAUAAAGCAAGAGGAUGCCGAAUACUCGGAUAAAAAUGAAAAACCAGAAUCUCUUGAAAGACCAUCGACAAAAUGGCGGAAUCAUCAUAGCGACGGACAAACGGAUGACGAUGAGUUGGGGAAGAAACGGAAAAAAAGGCGACAAGUAUACGAGGACUCCAAUAUGUCACUGUCCAAUUCAGCUUUCGGCGAUUCUACUGUCAUAAGCGUUCCUUACGCAGUAAAUAUGCCAGAUAAACAACUCAGAACGGAACUCUAUCAUUCUGUAUAUAAUCCGGGAUACAAUCCGUUACCGGAUGCUCCACAUAUAUGGGCCAAGCACAGUAACGCCCUUAACAGAGUGGUAGCCAGACAGAAUACUAAUCCACGGAGAUGGUCGAACGAGGAGGUAAUAAAGUUCAUUCAGAGCGUUCCAAAUUGCAAGGAGAUUGGAAGUAUAUUUCGAAAGCAGAGUAUCGACGGCGAAGCAUUUUUAAUGCUAACUCAGGAAGAUUUAGUAUCCUUGUUGGGUUUGCGACUCGGACCUGCGAUAAAGUUGUACAAUAGUAUAGUGUUGCUGCGUCGAAGAGCCACGUGAAUAGUAGGAGUGCGAUGAACGUACCGGAAAUAAUGCAUCGUGAUUGGCGUCGCAAUUGCGACAGCCGUUCCGUGAGAGUGACGUCGAUUUAUAUUUAUUUGUGGAAAAUUUUGCGGAGAAACUUUCGGUGAUAGUGCGCGAUAAUUGAUCACGUUAUUUGCGGAUAUUUAUUAUGCGAUUCUUCGAUCGGUCGUACGUAAGGAUGUGACGCAUCGUUUUUAAAAGGCACUGAUUUAUAUUUCGAGAGAAAAUGUGCCUGAAAUUGAAGGUACGCAGUCUCACUUUUCUAGCGUCACAAGUUUCUGUACGAGUUUAUCCGUAUACACGGCUGGGGUACCGAUAAUCGACUGCUGUAAUUCUUUUUCUUACGUGAUAAAAAUGCACUCAAUUAUGUACAAAUGUAAAUAUAACAAUCUCAAUAAUUAAAAUGUAAUGAUAUUUCUAA